UUGCUGCUCGUUUAACGUUGCGUUAGCUUUACUGAAAUUUUGCAAUGAAUUGCUUGUGGUUGAUUGUUACUUAUUUAAGUUGCCUGUUAUUGACUAUCCACGCUCAACAAUUAAACGUCAACGAUAUUCAACACUUGGCCAAAUCACAAAAAUUGCUACACUUAUAUAAAGGAGAACAUAUACCUAAUCAGUUCUAUAAAGCCAUUGAGAAAUCCGAUAGCAGUAAACUAAAUUUGCAAUCUAAACUACGAAAUUUUAUGGAAAAUCUGCAAAAAAAUUUGACCAUGUCAGCAGUAUUAACGGCAUUCGAAAAUACUUCCCACAAUGCAGAUGACUAUAUUAUUCGAAUGCAAGAAUUGUCGACUUUUUUUUUUAAGGUGUCGUACGCAAUUGAACAGUUUGCUAUCGACGGUGAAGCCUUUUACGAAACAUCGAAAAAUUCAAGCCAUGCCUUGUUGUUAAAGCUACGGCAAGUACCAACAGCUCAACCAACACUGGUUAAAGUCUUACUUACAAACUAUUUUGCGGAAAUGGAAUUCUUUCACGUACUAUUUUCGGAAAUACUCAAUGAAGCUCUGGAAUAUUCUUCGGAAACCUUAAAAGACAUUCAAAAUAUAUUUUAUUACUAUGCAGACACUCAAAGUACAAUUUUACAAAAUUUAAAUUUAAAAAUCGAUUUGGAAUGCUGCAAACUAUAUUUGGACUUUUUACAGCAUCACUCGGCUCAAAUUUUUAGAUGUGCUACUGGGGAUAAACUUAACAUUGUUUACGAUGUAUAUGCCGUAACAAAGCUUAACGUUAAAUAUAUAAUGAGACAGCUUGAGUUUCGCAUUCAACGUCUUUUAAAUUGUUUAAUUUUUAAAAGUUUUAUAAUACAAUGUAAUUUUCUUACCAGCGCGGAGAAAGAUCUGGAAAAUUUAUUUAACAAACUGUUCGAAUUAGAAAUGUAUUUGGAUGGUAAAACUAAGAAAGGUAGUAUUUUGGCUUCAAGACUUUUGAGGAGAAAUAUAUGGUAUGAUUCUAGUAUACAGUCGCAAUCGUCUCUUAAAGAUUGUCUUCCAAGAGACUUUCCACGUGGUCAAAUGUCAACUGAAUUAACAAAGUGUUUGUUUUUAUAACAUUGAAAAUUUUUUAAGAUACAUGCGGAAGCAUUUGUAACUAUAAAUAUAUAAAUGUAUGCACUUAAAAAAGCUUUUUAAAAUUGUUAAAUUUUGAGGUCGUAACAUGAGGUGGUAACAUUUUUGUCACAAAAAAAAACUAAAUAAAAAAAAGAAAAAAUUCGCUUCGGUGCGUGUA
Molecule: messenger RNA, 1296 nt
Organism: Drosophila ficusphila
Lineage: Eukaryota; Metazoa; Arthropoda; Insecta; Diptera; Drosophilidae
Exons: 1
Coding region: 45-1118 (357 amino acids)
Source: RefSeq, a predicted model, not a curated record